Molecule: messenger RNA, 2329 nt
Organism: Talpa occidentalis (Iberian mole)
Lineage: Eukaryota; Metazoa; Chordata; Mammalia; Eulipotyphla; Talpidae
Gene: SDAD1
Product: SDA1 domain containing 1
Exons: 22
Coding region: 139-2205 (688 amino acids)
Biological process (GO): ribosomal large subunit biogenesis; ribosomal large subunit export from nucleus
Cellular component (GO): nucleolus
Source: RefSeq, a predicted model, not a curated record
CUGCCUACCGUGCUUCCCAUGUGCUGUUUCCGGUCGUACUCGGAAGCACGAUUCCCAGCCGCUGCUGGCGAGGUGGGAGCUUGCCAGUGGUGUGGACUUUCUUAAAAACAGCAGUGCGCGGAGCGAUCGGCAGCCAGCAUGUCCAACAGAAACAACAACAAGCUCCCUAGCAACCUGCCGCAGUUACAAAAUUUGAUCAAACGGGACCCGCCUGCCUACAUCGAGGAGUUUUUACAACAGUACAAUCACUAUAAAUCCAAUGUGGAGAUUUUCAAAUUACAACCAAAUAAACCCAGCAAAGAACUGGCAGAACUGGUGAUGUUUCUGGCACAGAUUGGUCACUGCUACCCAGAACAUUUAAGUAACUUUCCUCAAGAGCUGAAAGAUCUUCUCUUCUACAAUCACACUGUCUUGGAUCCAGAUCUUCGAAUGACAUUUUGCAAAGCUUUGAUCUUGCUGAGAAACAAGAAUCUCAUCAACCCAUCAAGUUUGUUAGAACUCUUCUUUGAACUUCUGCGUUGCCAUGAUAAGCUUCUGCGAAAGACUUUAUACACACAUAUUGUGACUGAUAUCAAGAAUAUAAAUGCAAAACACAAGAACAACAAAGUGAAUAUAGUAUUGCAGAAUUUCAUGUACACCAUGUUGAGAGAUAGCAAUGCCACUGCAGCCAAGAUAUCUUUGGAUGUGAUGAUUGAACUCUACAGAAGAAACAUCUGGAAUGAUGCCAAAACUGUCAAUGUGAUCACAACUGCAUGUUUCUCUAAGAUCACCAAGAUAUUAGUUGCUGCUUUGACAUUCUUCCUUGGUCGAGAUGAAGAGGAGAAACAGGACAGUGACUCAGAAUCUGAGGAUGAAGGACCAACAGCAAGAGACCUGCUAGUUCAGUAUGCCACAGGGAAAAAAAGCUCCAAAAACAAGAAAAAGAUGGAAAAGGCUAUGAAAGUCCUCAAGAAACAAAAGAAGAAGAAAAAACCGGAGGUGUUUAACUUUUCAGCUAUCCACUUGAUUCAUGAUCCUCAAGAUUUUGCAGAAAAACUACUAAAGCAGCUAGAGAGCUCUAAGGAGAGGUUUGAAGUGAAGAUGAUGCUCAUGAACCUCAUCUCAAGAUUGGUGGGAAUUCAUGAGCUUUUUCUCUUCAACUUCUAUCCCUUUGUACAAAGGUUUCUGCAGCCCCACCAAAGAGAAGUAACAAAGAUCCUUCUGUUUGCUGCACAAGCGUCUCAUCACUUAGUGCCUCCAGAGAUCAUUCAGUCAUUGCUUAUGACAGUGGCCAACAAUUUUGUUACGGACAAGAACUCUGGAGAAGUCAUGACAGUUGGAAUCAAUGCUAUAAAAGAGAUAACAGCUAGAUGUCCUUUAGCCAUGACUGAAGAACUUCUCCAAGACCUGGUUCAGUAUAAAACACACAAAGAUAAGAAUGUGAUGAUGUCUGCUAGAACUUUGAUUCAGCUCUUCCGAACACUGAAUCCUCAGAUGCUACAAAAGAAGUUCCGGGGUAAACCUACAGAGGCCUCCAUAGAAGCAAGAGUGCAAGAAUAUGGGGAAUUAGAUGCAAAAGAUUAUAUUCCGGGAGCAGAAAUUUUGGAAGUUGAAAAAGAAGAAAAGAAUGCUGAAAAUGAUGAAGAUGGGUGGGAAAGCACCAGUCUCAGCGAGGAGGGAGAUAGUGAUGGUGAGUGGGUUGAUGUGAACCACUCUUCUGACGAAGAACAGCAAGAAAUCUCUGAGAAGCUGAACAGCAUGCCCAUGGAGGAGCGGAAAGCCAAAGCUGCAGUUGUCAGCACUAGCCGAGUUUUAACUCAGGAAGACUUUCAGAAAAUCCGCAUGGCCCAAAUGAGGAAAGAACUUGAUGCUGCCCCUGGGAAAGCCCAAAAGAGGAAAUAUAUUGAAAUUGACAGUGAUGAGGAGCGCAGGGGCGAGUUACUUUCUCUUCGGGACAUUGAACGCCUUCAUAAAAAGCCAAAGUCUGACAAGGAGACAAGACUAGCAACGGCAAUGGCUGGAAAGACAGAUCGAAAAGAAUUUGUGAGGAAGAAAACCAAAAUGAAUCCAUAUGCCAGUUCCACAAAUAAAGAGAAGAAAAAACAGAAAAACUUUAUGAUGAUGAGGUACAGCCAUAACAUCCGGUCAAAAAAUAAACGUUCCUUCCGAGAAAAGCAGUUGGCACUACGAGAUGCACUUUUGAAAAAGAGAAAAAGAAUGAAGUAACUUCCAAGCAAGUUUACCAUUCCAAGGAGAGUGCUGACUUUGAGCCACUGCUCUGAAAAUUAGUAAAUCAAGAAUAUUUGUUUACAUUAAGAAGUCCAGAAGCACUAUAUUGUGAAAACCACAG